CCAAGAUUGACCCAAAACUCCAUACAUCGUAGAGCCCGAGAAGGAAAGAAGCCGGCACUUUGGACCAUUUGGCCGCCGUGAAAAACCGGUCAACCGUUACGACUCCGUCGCCUCGCCCUCCAAGCAGCCUUACUUAAUUGGCUUCUCUCCUUUCUUAUUUGCAUUUGUUUUUGCUGGUUAAAGCACCAAACUUUUACUAGCUAUGACAUCCCCACACCACCACCAACAAAACCAAGCUUUUACCAUUCAUUUUCAUGGCCGAAGUCAUUCAUGAAGCCGGUGAAAACAUGGCUCACCUCUGCAGGAAAGUGGUCCGUGUAGAUAUUAAGAGGAGUAUUCUGGACAGAGUCUCCAUUUUCCGGAAGCUCUUUCGGUUCAUUUGGGAUAGAAUUCUUGUUUGUUCGAUAGGGUGUAAACCUGACCGUCUGGGUUACCGGAAACUCAGUCUCCGGCCGUCUUCUCCGGCGCCGGAGACCGUCGGAGCCGGGCUGGAUGAGCUUUCCAGGACGUGUAGUAGUGGGUAUGAAACGGAUUCAGAUUUGGUUUCCUUGAAGAUCAGCUUGUUGGGUGAUUGCCAAAUUGGAAAAACAAGCUUUGUGAUUAAGUAUGUGGGAGAUGAACAAGAAAAAUGUUUACAGAUGAAAGGAUUGAAUCUGAUAAACAAAACAUUAAUGGUUCAAGGAGCAAGAAUUGCUUUCAGUAUUUGGGAUGUAGGAGGUGACAGUAGCUCUCAUGACCAUGUUCCAAUUGCUUGUAAAGAUGCAGUAGCAAUUUUGUUUAUGUUUGAUCUCACCAGCCGCUGUACACUUAACAGCAUUGUUGAAUGGUACAAUGAAGCCAGAAAGUGGAAUCAGACAGCUAUUCCCAUAAUUAUUGGCACCAAAUUUGAUGAUUUUGUGAGGCUCCCACCAGAUUUGCAAUGGACUAUUGUAACCCAGGCAAGGGCAUAUGCAAGGGCAAUGAAGGCAACCCUUUUCUUCUCCAGUGCAACACAUAACAUCAAUGUGAACAAGAUUUUCAAAUUUAUAAUGGCCAAACUAUUUAACCUGCCCUGGACGGUCAAGAGAAACUUGACUGUCGGAGAGCCAAUUAUCGAUUUCUGAAUAUUUUUUACUUUCUAGCCCUGAUAUUCCUGUACAUAUUUAUCAAGGAAUUUGUAAAAGAAUGGGAUCAAUUUGUAGCCGAAUCUUUGUAUUUUAAAUUCUUUCAAAGGCAUAGUUCCAAA
Messenger RNA from Mangifera indica (mango), 1225 nucleotides. Its product is annotated as septum-promoting GTP-binding protein 1-like. The transcript has 6 exons. Lineage: Eukaryota; Viridiplantae; Streptophyta; Magnoliopsida; Sapindales; Anacardiaceae. Gene Ontology annotation, molecular function: GTP binding; GTPase activity. The record is from RefSeq and is a predicted model, not a curated record. Bases 255 to 1103 code for a protein of 282 amino acids.